AUGCAGCCAUCUUCAAUUAUUAACAACCGAGCUAAGAAUCAUGUCGCGUUCCUGGCCGACUCUCUGGAUCGACCGGAAGGCAUUGGAUCCAUGUCAGCUGCGAUCUAUGAUACAGCAUGGUUAGCCAUGAUAUCGAAGACCGAGAGCGAUGGCUCUGUUCAUUGGUUGUUUCCUGAAUGUUUUCAGAUCCUUGUGGAAAGUCAAUCUGCCGAAGGAGGUUUCAAUGGGUGGAGCGCAGAUGUUGAUGCCAUUCUUCAUACGAUGGCUGCGCUGCUCGCGCUGCUGAAGCACGAUAAACAACCAUCCACCAAUGUCUGUCCGUGCCCUUCUGAUAUCAAAGAUCGCAUUGCGCGCGGUGAGGCCUUCCUACGACAGAGGCUAGCGUCCUGGGAUGUCGAGUCCACAGUACAUGUGGGCUUUGAGAUCCUUGUUCCGACCCUUCUGGAGCAACUGCAGCUUGAAGGACUGAACUUCAAGUUCCCAGGUUCCGCAAAGUUGCUUGCAAUCAAUCAACAAAAGCUCGCGCGGUUUUCACCAAAUAUUCUCUAUGCAUCGGUUCAGUCAACGCUGCUGCACUCUUUGGAAGCCUUCGUGGGCAUGGUCGACUUUGACAAGCUCUCACACCAUCUCCGCAAUGGGUCCAUGAUGGGCUCGCCGUCUUCCACUGCGGCAUAUUUGAUGAAUUGCUCUCACUGGGAUCCUGUCGCCGAGGCCUAUCUCCGAUCCGUAGUGGCCGCACGCCAAGGGAAGGUACCGAGUGCUUUCCCGAACACUGUAUUUGCUCUCACAUGGAAGAUUCUAAGUGUCGUCCAGAGCAUGUCCACGCUAAUGGAGUCCGGUUACACCGCUGAUGAGCUGGGUAGUGACAAUAUGAACAAGUUGGCCGGCUACCUCGAAGCCCAGCUUGAAGCACAGAAAGGAGUAGUCGGGUUCGCUCCGGGCGUCUUGCCUGAUGCCGAUGAUACUGCGAAAGCUCUCAUCUCACUAAGUCAAUUAGGUCGCCCGGUCAGCUGUGAGCGCUUGAUCGAUGUUUUUGAAACUCCGACGCAUUUCAUGACGUAUCCGCAUGAGCGGAACGAGUCGUUCAGCGCCAAUUGCAAUGUCCUGAAGGCCAUCCUUCAUUCCAAGAACCCAUCUAGCCAUUUGCCUCAAAUCUGCAAAGCAGUCGCCUUUCUGACUCGCAGCUGGUAUGCGGGCAAAGUCAAUGAUAAAUGGGUCUUUCUCACAUUCACGCAGAACCUCGAAGUUCAAUAUUCCAUGAUGCUUCUCUCGGAAGCUUUCACUCUCCUUCUGAAGCUUUGGGAAGAGGAUAGUUCAUUGGAUCUGCCUCAAGAUCUAAUAGCAAACCGUGUCCCCAUUGUGUUGUUCCAGAUAUUAGCACGAACUCUGAGCAGUCAGUCGGAAGACGGCUCCUGGGGGCAAAAGCCAUCUGCUGAGAUCACCGCAUAUGGUACAUUGACCCUGAAGCAACUCGGCUCGCUUGCAUGGGCCAAGGCACUUGAGCCAGAGAUUCAAAGCGCAAUUAGCCGCGGUGUAUCAUUCCUAGAAAAUAAUCAGUCCAGCUGGGAUCAAUCAGAACAGAUCUGGAUCGAGAAGGUCAGUUACGGCUCCUCGCUUCUGUGCGAGGCUUACUGCCUGGCUGCUAUGAAGCAUUCCGGAAAGUACGCCUGGGGAGAGAAAGUGUCCGGCAUGCAUUCUAUUCCAUUAGCUGCCGUUGAUAAGUUCUCCAAACUCUUCUCUAGACUGCCAGCUCUCUCCUCAGAACCCGAAUGGAAGCUGCGGAUGUCUGCAGUGGAGGGUUUCCUCUUUGGCCGGGCUCUUCGUCAAGUCCGCUUAGAUGUCUUUCCUCGGAAAGGGAUGGGCAAGGACAAGUACUUCGACUAUGUUCCCAUUUGCUGGACCGCAGCCAACAAUGCGGCCGGGUUUGGGCUUUCUGCUGAUAUUAUGUGGGAUAUGAUUGUUCUUUCCAUGCUGGUUUUUCAAGUGGACGAAUAUCUGGAGUCCGUGGGAGAGCAGUACAAGGGCCGCCUUGAUGAGGUCCGAACAAUUAUUCAAAAUUUGUUCCACGAACGGACAGCGAAGCCUCAGGCUAAUGACCAAAAUGGGAUUUCUCAGAACGGUCACGUUGCCAAUGGUCAUAUAGAGAACGGCCACGUCCAAAAUGGCCAUUCCCACAACGCAGACGAUGCCCCCGAGCUGCUUGCCGAAGUGAAGUCAACCCUGACUGGCCUGAUCGACUGGAUAAUGAACCAUCCAAAGGUACACGCUUCACCACCAGCAGCCAAAAAACGCCUAUCCCAACAAACCACAGCGUUUCUUUUAGCCCACAUCCAACAAGCUGACGACAACGCACGCCUCUUCAACCCAGGCAAGACGAACAACAACAAGCCCGAAGGAACAUUCUUCAACUGGGUGUGCGGCACAGGGGCCGAGAAUACCGGCGGCAUCUUCUCCCUAGAGUAUUUCGGCCACCUCCUCGCUCCAAAGGCCGGGAAAGAGUGUUUCCGCGGCGCGGUACAGAAGUACCUGUUUCAAGAUUUGGGACGCCACCUCGCAAGCGUGAGUCGGCAAUACAAUGACCUCGGCUCGGUUGCGCGUGAUCGCGACGAGGGGAACUUGAAUAGUCUGGACUUUACCGAGUUCCAUGAGAAUGGGCAAAAGAAUGACCAGGCCGGUGCCGAGCUGCUCCGCAUUGCGACGUACGAGAGGGAUUGUAUUGAGUUGGUAAUACAGAAGUUGAGGCGCGAGGUGGAAUCGGGGACGGUGAAGGCAAUUGAGGCGUUUGUGAAUGCGACAGACCUGUUUGGACAGGUUUAUGUGAUGAAAGAUCUUGGGACUCGCCUGAAGUAG
This is a messenger RNA of Penicillium lagena, 2850 nucleotides long. Its product is annotated as terpene synthase family protein. The transcript is spliced from 4 exons. Bases 1 to 2850 code for a protein of 949 amino acids. Gene Ontology annotation, molecular function: magnesium ion binding; terpene synthase activity. Gene Ontology annotation, biological process: diterpenoid biosynthetic process. The record is from RefSeq and is a predicted model, not a curated record. Lineage: Eukaryota; Fungi; Ascomycota; Eurotiomycetes; Eurotiales; Aspergillaceae.